Mauremys reevesii (Reeves's turtle) is the source of this 2420-nucleotide messenger RNA. RefSeq names its product tRNA methyltransferase 61A (gene TRMT61A). The record is from RefSeq and is a predicted model, not a curated record. Gene Ontology annotation, biological process: tRNA methylation. Bases 203 to 1129 code for a protein of 308 amino acids. Lineage: Eukaryota; Metazoa; Chordata; Testudines; Geoemydidae. Gene Ontology annotation, cellular component: nucleus; tRNA (m1A) methyltransferase complex. The transcript is spliced from 4 exons.
GGUGGGGAAGGGGCUGGGAGACUGUGAACCCAGCUCUGGGUCAUCUGUCCCCCUACUCAUCCCACCCACGUGUUUCCCCCGCCCCCCCUUGAGUGGCCAAUGUUAGCUUGGCCCUAGCUGCCUAGAAGCAUGUCACUGGGCUGUCGUCACUAGCUGGACCCUUCACAGGUGAAAAUAUCCAGCCAACUAGAAGAUUAUCACAAUGAGUUUUGUUGAAUACGGAGAUACAAUAAAAGAUGGAGACACAGCUAUCGUGUUCUUGGGCCAUGAAUCAAUGUUUCCUGUGAAAGUCCAACAUGGCAGUAAAACUCAGACUAAGUAUGGGGUCAUUAGACAUUCUACUGAUCUCAUAGGCAAAAGGUACGGCUCAAAGGUGACCUGCAGUAAAGGAGGCUGGGUGUUUAUUCUUCAUCCAACCCCAGAGUUGUGGACAAUGAAUCUUCCUCACAGAACACAAAUUCUUUAUUCAACUGACAUCUCUUUAAUCACCAUGAUGCUGGAAUUGAAGCCAGGAUCCAUAGUGUGUGAAUCAGGUACCGGAAGUGGUUCCCUUUCUCAUGCUAUCAUCAGGACAGUGGCUCCAACAGGGCAUCUGUACACAGUGGAGUUCCACCAACAGAGGGCAGAGAAAGCGAAGGAGGAGUUCCAGGAGCAUAAAGUAGAACACCUGGUUACAGUGAAGAAUCAGGAUGUCUGUAAAAACGGGUUUGGGGUCUCGAAUGUUGCAGAUGCAGUGUUCCUAGACAUUCCGUCACCGUGGGAAGCUAUAGGACAUGCAAAAUCAGCAUUAAAAAUUGAAGGUGGACGCAUCUGCUCCUUCUCCCCUUGCAUUGAACAAGUUCAAAGAACCUGCCUGGCUAUGGAAGAACAUGGUUUUACUGAGAUUAACACGCUGGAAAUUCUGCUUCGAGUAUACAAUGUUAGGACAAUUAGCUUGCAAAUCCCUGACCUUGGAAAAGCAGCCGAGGAUAAUUCUAGCACUGGGUUUGACAGCAGCAGCCAAUCAAAUCAAGGUAGCUUAUAUGGUAUUCUGCAGCAGGGAGCUGCCCAGUUUAAAAGUGGUGUGCCACUCAAGGAAAUGGUGGGUCAUACUGGAUAUCUGACCUUUGCUACUAAAAGUCUAUUUUAGCAUACUUUGGGUUUGUUUGUUUUUUAAGGUCAUCCAAACUUUUACUCGUCAGGGAAUUCCAUAUAUAGUCAGAUCCAUUUGGAAUAUGCUUUGUUUAAAUAACACAUGAGCACUAACCAGCCCUGCAUAGACAGAAAGUUGAAGGUCUGGAACAGCACUCUGUUUCUGCCAGAGAGGAAAGAUAAAUUAAUAGCUAAUGGCAAUUCAUUGGAAUUUGCAAAAUAAAGCCACUUGCUGAUAAGUUUUGUUUAAAAUCAGCUGUUUUCUUUUUACUUUUUGGAAUCCUUGCUUGAUUUCCCCAUCAGACUCUGUUUGGGGGGUUUUGUUUGGCUGGUUGGUUUUUGCUUAAGUUAUUUAGUAUUUAUGUCAUUCUUUGGAUCUUUGGAAAGAUCCUCAUUGACUCAUUUUAGAUGCUGAAGUUGUGAGCUCAUAUAGCAAUCACAUUGAGCGGUCACAGACCGGGUGUUUCCCUGGAACAGUAUUUGGCUGCACAGAAGAUUAUUUGCCAUAUGUUCAAGAACAUGGCCUCUCUCUCCCAUCCCAAACUGGCAUCUAGUAAUCAGAUAGAUUAUACUGAAGUCACACAAGCAUGGUAGCUGUUGGAUCUGGUCCAUAAGAAUAUAUUGGGAACAUCAUUAUAGAGGCUUCAGCCAUGAUGGCUCAUUCAUACCAAAAUCUUAUGAUAGAUCAGCUGCUUUCACUUUUCGUAAAUCAAUUGUGAGAAUUUACUGCAAAGUGUUUUAAUGUUACCUAAACACUGCUUUGUAAGCAAUGUAUCUGAGUUCUCUAUUUUUUUUUUUUUAAAUAAGUGUUAUGUUACUUGAUCCUGCUGCAACUGAAUGAUGGAAAAAUCACUAUUGGCAGGAUUUCUCUCUUAAUAAAUUGUAACAGUGAUGUAAAUUUAGUAAAAUCAUAAAUCUUCCUUAACAGUAAUUUACUAGACCACUUAUUAUUUAGUCUCUUAUAUAAAGCUGGUUGGCGUGGUUGAUCUAUUUUGAACAUCAGAUUAAAUUUUGUAUUUACGGAUUAAAAUUAUUGUACAUAUUUCUGAGGCUCUAAAUGCCUCUCUCCUUUUUUUUUAAUAAAGUCUCUAUUAUGUUCUUCCCAGCCACUGGUAAUAUCUUUCUGCUCAUUGCUUCCCUGUGUGUUGUAUUUUGUGCAAAACAAAAUAUAUUGAUUCAUGCUGGGCACGUUCUUUUUGUAUUGCAAACUGCUGUAUGAAAAUUUUGAACCCGGUUUCUCCCUGUUCUUGACAAAAAUAAACAAAGCUAAGCUUUUAACAAGUCACAGC